AGUGUGAGUGAGUGAGUGUGUUCCCGGUGACCCAGUGCCCACACUAUGGUGAUGGCGGAUUGCAGCGCUAAUGCACUUCGCGCUCCGGUCCGAGUGGGGUUUUACGAUAUAGAACGCACUUUGGGGAAAGGGAACUUCGCGGUCGUGAAAUUGGGGACUCAUCGGAUCACCAGAACUCAGGUUGCAAUCAAAAUCAUCGACAAAUCUCAACUGGAUGCUGUGAAUCUGGAGAAGAUCUACCGGGAAGUGCAGAUCAUGAAGCUCUUGAACCAUCCGCACAUUAUCAAACUCUAUCAGGUGAUGGAAACCAAAAACAUGCUGUAUCUUGUGACAGAAUACGCCAAAAACGGAGAGAUAUUCGAUUAUCUGGCAAACCAGGGGCGGCUGAGCGAGGCAGAGGCCCGACGGAAGUUCUGGCAGAUGUUGUCUGCGGUGGAAUAUUGUCACAACCGCAAGAUUGUCCACCGGGACCUGAAAGCCGAAAAUCUCCUGUUAGACGGCAACAUGAACAUCAAAAUAGCAGAUUUUGGCUUCGGGAACUUCUACACACUCGGGGAGCCCCUCGCUACAUGGUGUGGAAGCCCUCCCUACGCAGCUCCAGAGGUUUUUGAAGGGCAGCGAUACGAAGGACCACAGCUGGACAUUUGGAGCCUUGGUGUUGUCCUGUAUGUAUUAGUUUGUGGAGCUUUGCCCUUUGAUGGUCCAUCACUGCCCAUCCUGAGACAGAGAGUGUUGGAAGGCAGGUUUAGAAUUCCGUACUUCAUGUCAGAAGACUGUGAACAUCUGAUCCGCCGAAUGCUGGUUCUCGAUCCCUCCAAGCGGCUGACUAUCGCCCAGAUAAAGGAGCACAAGUGGAUGCUGGUGGAGGUUCCCAUCCAGCGCCCCAUCCUCUACCCACAGCCCAGCGAGAGCGAGUCCGCCGUGGGCGAGUACAACGAGCAGGUUUUACGGCUCAUGCAGACUCUCGGCAUCGACCAGCAAAAAACCAUCGAGUCUCUCCAGAACAAGAGUUACAACCAUUUUGCCGCCAUCUACUACCUGCUGGUGGAGAGGUUCAAGUCCCACCGGAGCAGCUUCCCGCUGGACCAGAGGCUCGACCCGUGCCAGAGACGGCCCAGCACGAUUGCCGAGCAAACCGUUGCUAAGACGGGUGCUGUGGCGCCCCAGGUCGGUCUGAUGACCCAGAACGUGCGGCUGAUCAGAUCACCCAUCCUCGCCCAGCCCACCGCCGUGGACUCCUUCUCCUUCCUGCCCUCCGCCUGCCAGCCCGAGAUCAGCUUCGUGGAGGAAGACGUGAACACUCCCAAGGUGAAUGGCUGCCUGUUGGAUCCGCUGCCUCCUGUGCUGACAAGGAAAGGCUGCCCUCCGUCUCCCAGCAACAUGAUGGAGACGUCCAUCGAUGAGGGGAUAGAGACCGAGGACGAUUCCGAGGAGGAUCCGGCCCAGGUCUAUGCCACAUUCCAGGCCACGCGCUGUGGGCAGAGGCGGCACACGCUGACCGAGGUCACCAACCAACCCAUCCUCGUACCCAACCCAGGGAAGCUGUUCAACGUGGGCAACCCGUCGUUGGGAAGCGUGGAUUCGGAAUACGACAUGGGGUCUGUGCAGAGCGAGCUCAGCGUGCUGGACAACGCACACUCCCUGAAGGAGGUGGUCCUGACCAGCCAGCCCCUGGCCCCCAUCAUGGGCAUCAGACCAGCUAACCCCACCAUGCAGGCGCUCAGCUCGCAGAAACGCGAGACGCACAACCGCUCUCCGGUCAGCUUCCGAGAGGGCAGGAGGGCGUCCGACACCUCACUGACUCAAGGCAUCGUCGCCUUCCGGCAGCAUCUUCAGAACCUGGCGAGAACCAAAGGAAUCCUGGAGCUGAACAAGGUGCAGAUGCUGUACGAGCAGCUGGGAUCCAACGAAGACCCCGAUCCAUUACAGUCGUCACAUCUGCAAGGCCUCCUCCACCACCCCCAGCAGGACCCGGCUUCUCAGCAGCUACAAGAUGACACAACAGUGUUCUCAAAUGGAGUCCAUCCACAGUUCCUCUCUCGGCGACAAAGCUUAGAAACGCAUUACCUACAGCACCGAAUAACGAAAGCAAGCUUACUCGGCAAAGCACAAAACAGCUGCCCAAUGUACUGCAAGGAAACACCCAGAAGCCUGGAACAGCAACUGCAGGAGCACAGGUUACAACAGAAACGCCUGUUCCUCCAGAAGCAGUCACAGCUACAGGCCUACUUCAACCAGAUGCAGAUAGCGGAGGGCUCGUACCCUCAGCGGACACAGCAGAUGCCCAUGAACCAUCCCGAAGCACAGUCACAACAACAGCAGCAGCAACAACAGCAGCAGCAGGCACAGACCUUCAGUCUGAGCCCAGUGAUGCAGCCCUCGAUCCACAUGCAGUGUGACACCUUCCUGAACCCACACUAUAAGCUACAGCUCCCCCAGCCCUUGGUCCCUCUCCAAACACCCAUCGUACCCCCACUGCAGUCCCAGAUCCACCUGGACCAGCCUCCGCCCCAUGCUUUGCAGUACUCUUACCAGCCCUGUGACAUGAUGGGAUCACAGCCAGGCUACCCAGCCCAGUGUCAGUACAGCGGGGCGGGAUCACCCCAGGAGGGCUCCCUGGCUCUCUCCGAUCUUCAGCCCCCCGGCGCGGCUUCCCCCUCUGACCUGCAACCCAACUACAAGGGUAUAGCCAUCCCCGAGCUGCCCGGCCUCUUUGACUGUGAGAUGAUGGAAACUGUUGACUCCCAACACGGAGGCUAUGUGCUUGUGAACUGACUCGAACUCCGCCCUCAUCUUUUCUGAGCGUUGAAAGCGAGAGAGAGAGAGAGAAAGA
Molecule: messenger RNA, 2833 nt
Organism: Callorhinchus milii (elephant shark)
Lineage: Eukaryota; Metazoa; Chordata; Chondrichthyes; Chimaeriformes; Callorhinchidae
Gene: sik2b
Product: salt-inducible kinase 2b
Exons: 15
Coding region: 46-2775 (909 amino acids)
Biological process (GO): microtubule cytoskeleton organization; protein phosphorylation; intracellular signal transduction
Cellular component (GO): cytoplasm
Molecular function (GO): tau-protein kinase activity; protein serine/threonine kinase activity; ATP binding
Source: RefSeq, a predicted model, not a curated record